Messenger RNA from Mauremys mutica (yellowpond turtle), 1594 nucleotides. Its product is annotated as tricarboxylate transport protein, mitochondrial-like. The record is from RefSeq and is a predicted model, not a curated record. Gene Ontology annotation, biological process: mitochondrial citrate transmembrane transport. The coding region runs from base 73 to 1005 and encodes 310 amino acids. Lineage: Eukaryota; Metazoa; Chordata; Testudines; Geoemydidae. The transcript is spliced from 9 exons.
UGGGGGCUGCCCAGAUCGCUCCCGCCUUGGCGGGCAGAACAGCCGGGCGGCCGCGGGUGCGAUUGAAUUGCGAUGCGGGAGGGCGCAGACAGAGCCGCCUCCAUGGCCGCUGCAGCCGCCGCAGAAACCAAGCUCACCCACCCGGGCAAGGCGAUCCUGGCCGGUGGCAUUGCUGGAGGUAUUGAAAUCUGUAUCACCUUUCCCACAGAAUAUGUAAAAACACAGUUACAAUUGGAUGAAAGAGCAAAUCCCCCUCGGUAUAGAAGCAUUGGUCACUGUGUGAGGCUGACCAUUCAGGAGCAUGGUGUGAAGGGUCUGUACAGGGGCCUAAGUUCUUUGUUGUAUGGCUCUAUUCCAAAAUCUGCUGUCAGGUUUGGCAUGUUUGAGUUCCUCAGCAAUAUUGCAAAGGAUUCAAGUGGGAAACUAGACAACAAAAGGAGUUUGCUUUGUGGCCUUGGAGCUGGUGUUGCAGAAGCUGUCCUAGUAGUCUGUCCAAUGGAAACUAUAAAGGUGAAGUUCAUUCAUGAUCAGUCCUCUUUAAAUCCAAAGUACAAAGGGUUUUUCCAAGGUGUCCGUGAGAUUGUUCGGGAACAAGGCUUACGUGGAACAUAUCAGGGGCUGACAGCUACAGUCCUCAAACAAGGCUCAAACCAGGCUAUCCGUUUCUUUGUGAUGACUUCCCUUCGAAAUUGGUAUCUAGGUGAUAAUCCCCACAGAAAGAUGAAUCCGCUUAUUACAGCUGCAUUUGGUGCUACUGCAGGUGCAGCCAGUGUCUUUGGCAAUACUCCAUUAGAUGUCGUCAAAACCAGGAUGCAGGGCCUGGAAGCUCAUAAAUAUAAAAAUACACUAGAUUGUGCCUAUCAGAUCCUCAAAAAGGAGGGCUUAUUAGCAUUUUACAAAGGAACAGUUCCCCGUCUUGGCCGAGUCUGUUUGGAUGUAGCAAUUGUGUUUGUUAUUUAUGAAGAAGUGGUCAAUGUUCUCAACAAGGUCUGGAAAACUGCCUGAUGCUGCUUUUUAUAAGGCUGACAAGGACACUUUGGAUAGCUGGCUAGCCAAGUCCAAUGAGUGCAAAUCUCAAUUGAAUUUACUGCCUAUGGUUUAUUAUCAAAGGUGUUUGAAAUGCAAACGCGAUCAUUCCAUCUUCAUUCUUUAAAGUGACAAACCUGUAAUCCAGACAUUACACCACUUCAAAGUUUAUAAAUUGUAUGGUGUAGAGAAAAGGCUAGUAGAGCAAUAUUACUAACUGCAUACAUGCUGGCUCCUAACACAGCUGAAAUUGGUGAUCUUGGCAGGCAGAAAACCAAUUAAAGUAAAAACACUUGGCUAGAUUCUACUGUUUACAUGAGUGUAUCUGUGGAUUAAUUUUGUUGACCAUUAAACUCCAAAGAGGCCCCAUCUAAACACCAUACUGUGUCAAACAACUAAAAGUUUUUUGUUUGGUUUUGGUUUUAAAUGUAUUUUAGUUAAACUUUUAAGCUGUAUAUGGACAUUCUUUUAAUCUAAACCAGGCUUGUAUAGGUAAAUUUACCCUGAGGCAGGGUGAACCACGUAAACUAGUUUUAUGUCUAAGUAAAAGUGCACUGGUUCCAAAACA